CGUCGUGUGGAUUCACUAUAUUGAGCCCGGCUGUACAGAAAUAUACUUUCGUUUUUAACAUUUAUAAACAUCAAAACACACCGAGAAUGUUUAAGUUCGGCCUUAUCAAAAAUGUCAGUUCUCAAAAAGGAGGCUUGUCGUUUGCUAAAUAUCACACAGUAAAAGGAAUUUACGGAUAUAAACCAAAACCCAAAAAGGUUUUCAAAGUAUCAGAGGAUAUCCUUCAAUCGAGGAACUCACAGCCGAACGUCUUCCGUUGGGUAGAAGCUUACAGGAAACAUGGACACAAAUUGGCAUCAAUAAAUCCUGUGGCAUUCCAACCGACUUCAAACUCAACAAGUUCAAUGGAUGAACUAACACCGGAGUACUAUGGACUUACCUCCGACGACAGAAUAACACCUCGGGGAAUAUUGAAUCUUUCAGCUUCAACCUCAGCAUCAGCAGUCGGUAACAGUAACGGUGACACUACAACCGUGGGAGAGCUUCAAAAAAUCCUUAACGAUAUUUAUUGCAACUCGGGAGCUAGCGCUGAGUUUGCUUACAUCGAGAACCAGGAAGAACGCGAAUGGCUUGCGGAGAAUUUCGAAAAACUAAGAACACAAAGUGUCAGCACGGAGGGGCGGAGGAAAAUUGCAGAACUCCUUAUCAAAUCUCAGGCAUGGGACAAUUUUCUGGCAACAAAGUUUCCCACCGUCAAACGGUAUGGCGGCGAAGGUGCCGAAAGCCUUUUGGCCUUCUUUUGGCAGUUAUUUGCAAGUGGUGUUGAAGAGGAGUUGCAACACAUUGUUGUGGCGAUGCCACAUCGUGGUCGGGGAAAUUUGCUGACAACAAUGUUGAAUCUAAGACCGGCAAAAGUUUUUCGAAAGUUCAAAGGCGAGUCAGAGUUUGCUGAUGGUGUGAAUGCAAUGAGCGACGUUGUUAGUCACUUUCAUGCUGCCGAAGAGUUGGAUAUUGGUGGGAAGAAAAUUCGUGUGAGCGUCUUAAGAAAUCCAUCGCACUUAGAGGCUGCCAACCCCGUCUCAAUGGGUAAAACCCGAUCCAAGCAACAAACAUUGGGCGAUGGAGACUUUGAUACCGAAUCCCAUAAGCCAUUUUCCACAUCCGUCCUUAAUGUGAUUCUCCAUGGAGAUGCAGCCUUCCCCGGUCAAGGAGUCAACCAAGAAUGCCUUAACAUGGCCUAUGUGCCACACUUCGAAGUUGGUGGAACUAUUCACAUGGUUGUCAACAAUCAAGUCGGUUUCACCACUCCCGCCGAUAAAGGACGUUCCACUGACUACGCAACCGACUUGGCCAAAACCAUCCAGGCCCCAGUGUUUCACGUUAACGGCGAUAACCCCGAACAAGUUGCUAUUGUCACCCAACUGGCCUUCAACUACCAGCGAAAGUUCCGCAAAGACGUGUUCGUCGACAUGAAUUGCUUCCGCCGUUGGGGACACAACGAGCUCGACGAUCCCACCUUCACCAAUCCGGCUCUGUAUUCGGUCAUUCACAAUCGCAAAUCUGUUCCAGAUACCUAUGCAGAGGAGUUGGCCAUUGCCGAGAUUCUAAGCUCUAACGAGGCCAAUGAAGUGCGUAGUAAUUUUAUGAACUACCUUACCGAAGAACUGACCAAUGUCGAUGCCUACCAACCCGAACCGACAUACUUCCAAAGGCAGUGGAGUGGAUUGCAAUCGGCACCCAAUGCCAUAACCUACUGGGACACUGGCCUGGAUUAUUCGAUGCUGCUUUAUGUUGGCACCCAAAGUGUCCAAUAUCCACCCGGCUUUAACAUCCACCCACAUUUACUGAAGACCCAUGUCGAAGGGAGGCUGAGGAAAUUAAAUUCUGGCCAAAAAAUUGAUUGGGCCACUGCCGAAGCUCUUGCCAUUGGAAGCCUCAUGCACCAGGGACACAAUGUUCGGCUAAGUGGUGAGGAUGUUGGUCGGGGAACGUUCUCGCAUCGUCAUGUUAUGCUGGUCGACCAGAAAACCAACGAGAUGUACCUUCCCCUCAAUGGCAUGAACCAAGGCAGCGGAGGAAAGCUGGAAGUGGCUCAUAGUAUCCUUUCGGAAGAAGCAGUUCUAGGUUUCGAGUAUGGCAUGGCCAUCGAUAACCCGAAUAAUUUGAUCAUAUGGGAGGCCCAGUUUGGGGAUUUUGCCAAUGGCGCCCAAAUCAUUUUCGAUAACUUCAUAUUUACAGGCGAGACCAAGUGGAUGGACUCGAAUGGUCUGGUCGUUCUUUUGCCACAUGGCUACGAUGGAGCUGCGUCCGAACAUAGCAGUUGCCGGAUAGAGCGAUUCUUGCAACUGACCGAUUCCAAAGAGACCAGUCCGGAUGGUGAUGAUGUGAAUGUGCACAUUGCCAACCCCACAACACCGGCCCAGUACUUCCACUUGCUAAGGCGACAAAUGGUGAGGAAUUUCCGAAAGCCACUCAUAGUCGUGGCACCGAAAACGCUCCUGCGUCUAUCGGCUGCCACCUCGGUGCAAGCCGAUUUUCAACCGGGAACUUAUUUCAAAAAUGUUUUAGGGGAUGACAACGUUGAUCCGACUAAGGUCAAUAGGGUAAUUUUGUGCUCCGGCAGACAUUACUACACCCUAAACGAUGAACGGGUGGCGAAGAAGAUUGAGAAUACUGCCAUUUUGAGACUGGAGACAUUGUGUCCGUUUCCGUUGCAUGAAAUCCAACAGGAGUUGGCCAAGUACAAAAAUGUCAAAUCUUUAAUUUGGAGUCAAGAAGAGUCACGAAAUGCUGGAGCUUGGAGCUUUGUUCGCCCUCGAUUUGAACACAUGAUUGGAAAACAGUUGAAAUACUGCGGACGUGCUGAAGCUGCAACAACAGCAACUGGAAUUGGUAAAAUUCACAAACAAGAACUCGAAGAUAUCGUCCUGAAUCCAUUUAGAGCCUAAGACCUAUAAAAUGAUGACGAGAAAAAGUAAGGUUAAGGAUAAGGAUGAGGACGACAACGACGAGCGACGACGACGUGUGGUUAUAAAGAUGUUGUAUCUUAAGAUUUUAUACAUAUUAUGGUGUUCUUCUAGUUUCAGUUGAGUCGAGUAAGCUUAAAUUGUUGAAUUUAGUUUCUUUUUUCUUCUUUCGUUUCUUUGGAGCUCAAUUUUAUAUCAAGUAAAGAAAAGUGUGUACAUAUAAAUAAUAAAAAGGAAUUUUUUCCUACUUAUAUAUUUUA
Molecule: messenger RNA, 3166 nt
Organism: Eupeodes corollae
Lineage: Eukaryota; Metazoa; Arthropoda; Insecta; Diptera; Syrphidae
Product: probable 2-oxoglutarate dehydrogenase E1 component DHKTD1 homolog, mitochondrial
Exons: 13
Coding region: 87-2888 (933 amino acids)
Biological process (GO): tricarboxylic acid cycle
Molecular function (GO): oxoglutarate dehydrogenase (succinyl-transferring) activity; thiamine pyrophosphate binding
Source: RefSeq, a predicted model, not a curated record